Molecule: messenger RNA, 1785 nt
Organism: Fusarium fujikuroi IMI 58289
Lineage: Eukaryota; Fungi; Ascomycota; Sordariomycetes; Hypocreales; Nectriaceae
Product: related to dihydroxyacetone kinase
Exons: 2
Coding region: 1-1785 (594 amino acids)
Biological process (GO): glycerol catabolic process
Cellular component (GO): cytosol
Molecular function (GO): glycerone kinase activity; ATP binding
Source: RefSeq, a predicted model, not a curated record
AUGUCGACAAAACAUUAUUUCUCAGAAGCAGCUGCAAAUUCCUUAGUACCUCGAGCACUCAGGUCUCUUGUAACAGCCAAUCCCCAUCUCAUCUUGAACGAGCCCGAACGUGUAGUAGCCAACCAAUAUCACGACCCCUCGAAAGUCGCCAUCAUCAGCGGUGGCGGUUCAGGCCAUGAGCCCUCCUGGAGUGGUUUCGUCGGCGAAGGCCUGCUCUCUGCAGUAGCAUGUGGUGAUAUCUUUGCCUCACCGAGCACCAAGCAAAUCCUGGCCGCCAAGAAGCUGGCACCGUCUACCAAGGGGACCAUUUUUCUCAUCACAAACUACACUGGAGAUCGUCUUCACUUUGGCCUUGCUGCCGAGAAAGCAAAGGCCGCCGGGUCGGGGGAAGAUUAUCUGGUACUUCCAGCGACGGAUGAUGUUUCUAUUGGGAGGAGCAGAUCGGAACGAGUAGGAAGAAGAGGCAUGCCUGGUCAUGUCUUUACGAUGAAAGUUCUCUGUGCUGCCGCUGCCGAGGACUGGUUUUUUGAACAGUGCGUAAACUUAGGUCGAGCAGUCAACGACAACACUGUCUCGAUCGGAUCAUCGCUUGAUCACUGCCACGUGCCAGGUCGGCAAUACCAGAAGAUCGCCGAUGACAUUUGCGUUAUCGGAGCCGGCAUCCACAAUGAACCCGGCCAACAACUGGUUUCUCCUUUCCCGACUGUUGAAAGCGUCAUAGAGUCUUGUUUGAAGCUACUAUGUGACCACAGUGAUCCAGAACGAGGGUUCUGCAAGUUCGCCCAAGAUGAUGAGACAUUACUGCUUGUGAACAAUUACGGUGGUCUUUCAAAUCUGGAGCUUGGUGCAUUGGUUGACGAAGUUCAACAGCAGCUUGCUUCGACAUGGUCUAUUAAACCAGUCAGAUGUCUUUCGGGGUCUUUUGAGACCUCUUUGAAUGCACCAGGCUUCUCAGUCUCACUCUGUAAUCUAUCAGCCUCUGCAAGACUUUGCAACUCAACAACCGGAACAUUACUCGAGCUUUUUGACCGACCCACAACAGCUGUAUCCUGGCCGAACCUUGUCAGACCAUCACAGAAGCUUGUUCCCAGUAACGAAGGAAAGCAAAAUGGUCAUACAAAUGGAGAAAAGUCGGUUGCUACCACCAAACAGUACGACUCAAUGGAUCCAUCGUUGCUUGAGAGAUGCAUCAGGUCAGCUUGUGAGAAGGCCAUCCUCGCUGAGCCAAAACUCACCGAGUGGGAUAUGAUGAUGGGCGAUGGAGACUGCGGCGAAGCAGUCAAGGGCCUGUGUGAGUCCGUGAUUAGAAAACUUGAUGAGAGAAUUGCUGCUCCAGGCUCUGUUGUGUCGUUCCUCGAAGCAAUCACCGACACCGUUGACGAUAUGGGCGGCACACUCGGCGCCAUAUUUGGAAUUCUCCUCACAGCUCUCAACAACGCCCUCAAGCGCCAACUCGCAGAUCAGGGAGCAGUUAAGGAUGUAACUGCAGAGAUAUAUGCUGAAGCCCUUCAUAUUGCUGUCGAGUCUCUCAAGACCUGCACGACAGCAAGAGAGGGAGACCGCACCGUGAUGGAUGUUCUUCUGCCAUUUUCAGAUGAGUUUGUGAGGAACAAGAGUUUUGAGGCUGCGGUUGUGAAGGCGAAGGAAAAGGCAGAGGCUACACGAUAUCUGAGACCGAAACUUGGAAGGGCUUUGUAUGUUGGUGAGGCUAGUGAGCAGCAGGUGCCAGACCCAGGGGCUUGGGCGCUCUAUGAGAUACUACGCGGCAUGGCAGGAAGUUUAUAG